Messenger RNA from Caenorhabditis sp. 36 PRJEB53466, 2972 nucleotides. The record is from the annotation of a GenBank genome assembly. Lineage: Eukaryota; Metazoa; Nematoda; Chromadorea; Rhabditida; Rhabditidae.
AUGACCAACGAGGUACGGUUUUGAUUGCUCAUUUUUCAAGCUUUAGUUUAAACCACAAAACGUUCAGAAUCAUCAUUUCCCGAGAAGCGGCGUUCCAAAACACACUACUGUUCUCGAAGGUUGGUCAGAAAUUUACAUCAUUUUUUUUUGGUGAAAAAAGACGACCUUGAAUGUUGCAAGCGACGAUUUGUGGUGAUCAGAAAAACAUGAGUCAGCUGGUUUUGUUAUUGUAGGCCUAGAAUAUAGUAAUACAUAGGAUAAUUGGAACUCAAAAAACACUGUUCGAACUUUAUGUGUACAAACGACAAAAAAAUCGCGACUUUUUGCAGAGAUUCAUGAAGAACGGGACAGUUUGCCGGAUGAGGAGAACAGUCUGGACGAAAACGGUUCGGCUCAGCGAAAAAACGCGGUAGCCGGAGGCGAAUCGCCGGAUAUUGAGCCGGUGGAUAAGAAGCUCGAGGAUCCGCUGGAUUAUGAAGAUGAAGGCCUGAGAGUGUAACAUUUUUUUGGGGAUUUUUACAACAAAAACGUGUGCGUUUUGCAGUAGAAGCCACAGCGUGAGCACUGCCGACUUGGAAGAGAAACAUCGUUUGGAAAGUGGUGUUCCGGACGUGUCACAAUUGAGUACGCACAGAUAUACAAGACACGCGUCCAUUGAUAGAGGGUACCAUAACUUUUUGUUAUUUUUUUCCAAUAACUUAACAAAAAACGUUUCAGAAAUGCUCCAGGGAAGGCAGUUGGUGAUGAGGCUGUGGAGAAAUACUAUGAAAGAAACAAUUAUACGGUUACAGGUACGGUUUUUUGGGAUGGAUAAUAGUGAAAGUGUUCUGAAAUUUUGUGCAAUGUUUCAAGAGCUACAAUACUUUUCAAAGCAAUUUUAGAAGAGAGUUGUCAACUGCAAAAGUAUUGUACAUUUCAAGAACUUUAUUUUUGUAGUUGACACUGUUUCUCUAAACCCACUCGCUGGGUUACUGUAACGCUUGGAAGUUUGCUUAGGCGUUCAGCUAUUGUCAACUUCCAAGACGAACAGUACCUCAGGGACUGGUCUUACAGAAAAAUGAUCAACUAGAAAAAUAAAGGUCUAGACUCGAAGUAUUAUCAAAAAAAUUUUGAAACCCAUUGGACGUUUUGCAACUCUACAAUAUCCAUUCAAAGUUCGUGCACUUUAAAAAAAAAAGAAAUUUGGGUAAAACUUGUUCAAAAACCCCAGAAUUUUUGUCAGGUCGUGACCGAAACGCAGACUUCUACAACAAAUUGCCCGGACACCUCCAACACCGUCUCAGCCAGCACAACGUCGACGGAGUGAGCCGCUUCUCGAGCCCCGGAGCGCUAGGCCAGCCGGUGGUGCCCACUUUGCGUCGAUUCGACAAAUCCAUGUACUGGUUCGCGUUUCAUCGCAAACAAAUCGGAUUCCGGCACAUUUGUGUCGUACUUUUGGUCCUCGCCUACACACUUUUGGGCGCCGCAAUGUUCUGGUCCGUCGAGAGCCGUCAUGAGAAGGCCGUGGGUUACUGUAGCUCUAAAAACUGGGCCGUUUUUCACAAAUAUUAUCCAUUUCAGAAGACGUUGCGCCACGUGCGAAACCUCGAAGAACUACUGACGACAAUCGCGGAAAAUGUGACGGAAUCGGUGAACGACAUCAACACGACGACGACGGUUUCCGAGAUGAAGAUUUAUAUUCGGGUAAGGCGACGUCGCGAGAAUACAAGUGAUAUCAUCUUUCCGCAAAAACCGGUUUUCAUAGACUAUUCUCUAUAGGAGGCCUACGUGGAACUCAUGAAAUUGGAGGGACAGUACAAGGGAAGCACCUAUUACAAACUCGAGGAUCCGGAGAACAAUUGGAAGUGGACGUUUGAGAGCGCCUUCUUUUUCAGCAUGAAUGUUUACACGACGACGGGUUACGGUAGGGUACUUGUACCCUGGGUUACUGUAGCCGACAGUACCGUUUCAGGUUCGAUUGCGCCCGAAUCCAGCAUGGGUCAGUUGCUCGUCUGCGUCUACGGCUUCAUCUUCGUCCCAGUGACCCUUGUGGUUCUCCGUGACCUCGGACAAUUCUUUCUGGUACACCUUACCAAGUUGUACGCCCACGCAAUCCAGAGAUUCCGGUAUUUUCCGUCAUUUUUCAAGGCAAAAACGAAUGUUUGCAGAGAAUUGAACGGUGACAAGCGAGUGGACGAGGACGAGCUCAUCCAGUUGCCGAUAAAAGCGUGCUUCCUUCUAUUGGCCAGUUACCUCGGCGCAUGCACCAUAUUCAUUUACUUCUACGACGAGCUGAGCGGAAGUGAGCCGGGCAGCGGCAUCUCCAUGUUCCUCUGCUUCUAUUUUUCGUUCAUCUCGCUGAGUACCAUCGGUCUCGGCGACGUUAUGCCCAACAACGCUACCGUAGGCUUCGAAAACAUGGUUCCCGCUAUUAUAGCUCUACUUUUUUCCAGUUCUCCCCGAUUAUCUCGAUCAUUUUCUUCUUCGGAAUGGCCGUCACCAAAGUGGUCAAUCGAAACACGUUUAUUGCGGUGGAAAAUGGCAUUUUCGGUGAGUAUUUGCAUUUUUUUUUGUUGUAUGUAUGCAUACUUCAUAUUCAGGAACGCUGACACUUGUGGAGAACAAGCUGGACGGUGUGGUGACACGUGGCAGUGCGGUGAAGCCCGUGGAGAAGCCGACGACACCGAAAGUGCAGAGAGCGUUCAGCAUGGACGCCGAUUCGGCCGCCCAACAGGUAAUUCCGGCGAAAAAUCUUGAAAAUGCGGUUUUUCGCAUACUUUUUGCAGCAGGACGAGACGCCGAACGAGAUUCUGAACAACUUUACGGUCCGCUCAAUCGCCACGUUCAUGAAGUCGAACGCCGACAUUUACGGAGGCGGCUUCGGACGGGUUCAGUUGAGAAGAGGUGAUCUGAUGAACUCGGACAACCAGAACACGGUUAACUCGGUCUCGCAGCUGAGACAUCGCGCACCGAGCCAGCCGAAUAAUGUGUGA